This is a messenger RNA of Macadamia integrifolia, 4787 nucleotides long. Its product is annotated as NADH-ubiquinone oxidoreductase chain 2-like. The coding region runs from base 3431 to 4003 and encodes 190 amino acids. Lineage: Eukaryota; Viridiplantae; Streptophyta; Magnoliopsida; Proteales; Proteaceae. The record is from RefSeq and is a predicted model, not a curated record. The transcript has 2 exons.
CUAGAGGGGACAGAACAGACUGAUUGAUUAGUUCUCCUGUCCCCAUAGCUUGACCUGUCAUCCAACAAUCUGCCUAAAGACAGCCAGGUUUCAUUUAGCUACAUUGGCCAUAGAACCUAACUGUAACAACUAUCCUUAUCCUCAAGGCAGUAGCGGUUCCGCACUUAUGUAAAGCUACGUACACAUUACUACCGGUCCCAUCGUUACAGAGUCAUACAAUGGGGAUACGAUCCAUCCCUAGACUACCUUUCAUUCUUACUAACCGGAUACAUCUAGCCACGGUCCUGCCACCACCUUGUUAUGAAGAGACAGUGGCGAUCAUCAACGAGCCCUGCCCACUUCUAUUCCUCUGAGUUUCAAUAAGAGAGGGAGCGGAUUCUACCAUCUAUUCUAGAUGCUUUAACAACCCCCCUCUCUCAAUUUGGUGGGUGGUCGGAUGGUUCAACGGUGGUAUGGUGAAUCGAAUCGGUACCAUGCAUGCCUCUCCCUCGUUCCCGGUGGUCGAGCUGAUCGUAGACCACCCUCUUGAUUUGGUAGUGGUCUACAAAGGCCUCUACAUACAGGGGUCGAGUAUGGGGAUUGCGAAUGUCAAAAUCAUUCUGAGUGAUGGUAAUUGGUUGGGGAGAAAAUAGACUUCCCACCAUAGCUUGCAAACCUUCAGGUGGAAUGGAAUUAGGGACGCUUGCUUGUGCUAGCCUUUGCCAGCCCGAUGGACUUGUGAAGUGGACAGAAGUUCCAUAAUCGAGAUCUGGGCAGGUAAAGGUUGUACUAGACAUGAGUUCUAUGCCAUCUUCACCCCAGCCCCUACUAACUGUACUGCAGAAUAAGCUGCAAGAUGAUUUAUUAAAGAUGAUCUAAAGUACUAGGGCAUACCCCGGACCAUCAUCAGUGAUAGGACCCUAGGUUCACUGGGAGGUUCUGGACAGAAGUGUUCAAACGGUUAUUGGAUCUGGGGGUCCAAGCUCAACUUCUCCACAAGCUUCCACCUAAAGUACGAGCUUCGUCCUUAGCCCGGAACUCGUUCAACGCUAGAGAAGUCAAGUAAGGAUGACUAUCUUUUAAGGGCUCGCUUCAUCGCUCGCUUGACUGAACUCGUUGGAAGAAGGGAGGCAAAAAAUAGAUUCCCGGGUAUAAGGAAUAGAGAGGGUUAGGAUCACGAGAUUUUAGGGAAAAUGAAGAGGAAUAAAGAACCUUAUUAGGCUUAGGCUUACAGCAGGAACUCGAAUAACACCGGACUAUCUCGACGAAAAGGCCUGACAAGGGAAGGAGGUGAAUACUCGAAAGCCAAAGAUCUAUUUCGUCUCGUCCCUUAGUCCCGUCAGUAAACAGUCUUUUUUUUUCUUCUGGCCCGAAGUCCCUUAGUUGAGUGCCGUCAGCCCUAUAUAGUAAGUGGGGGAGAUACUUCCUGAACCCUUCGUUCAGUCGGUAUACGUGUUUUAGGGUCUUAAGUACUGUAGCCGCCUCCCCGCUUUCUGUUCGUUCAGUCGCCUCACUAACUCCGUGAAGGAGCCCUCCUGAACUCGUUCACUUCGUGAACUGCUAACGGAAUACCGACUAAUGGACGAAGGACCUAUAGCUAGGAUUAGACCACACAGCUUGCUGUGAGAUGAGACCGAGACUAGAGGUUCCAACUCGAAACCCUAAGAGAAGAGCCCCCACUAUACAAUAAUCUCCCCGACGGUACAAUAAUCUAAAAAACUAAAAUAUCAUUUUAUAGACUAUACUAGCUACGUUCAUCUACUCCACUCGCUGCCGGAGGACAGACAGAAACUACUCUAGCUGGAACGAAGGCACGAGCCCCUACAAAUAAUCGAUAUUCGUCACUCUUUCCUGACGCCACAGCCUAUUUCGAGACUGGAAGGGCUGUUAUACUAGCCAGCAUUCCCGCACUAGUUAUCGAGCCUGUGGUGUGGGGGCGAGUCAAUAGUCAAUUAACAACGAGGCUGUAGUUUACUAAGAAGGACUAUUGCGACUAAUGACGCUACCCCGGAGAGAAGGAAGGCCACAAACAAGAGCCAAGUUGACUAUUAGCAACGCUGGAGUUUGGCUUGGCCGGCUGAGGGUUUUUAAUUCGCUUCUCUCUCUACUUUAACACUUCGUUCACUGCUGGCCCGGAGGUCUUCGAUCCUUAAUGCACUAGCCAGUUAGAAGGAUUUGAACUAUUACUGAACCGGCCUUCGAGACGAAAGGAACGAAAGCAGGCAACAUGAGUAUGCUACUUCCUGCGAGAAUGGCCCUCCCUACUACAGACUACGCUCGGAAAGUCGGUGAUAAGCAAGAAGAGAAGAGAAGAAUUUGAAAGAAGAAAAGAGAAGUCCCGAGAAGUACUUCACUUAGCCUUUCUCUAGUAGCUUCGCUACCUCCUUCCUCACUACGCUUCGCUUGACUUGAGUUGGGAAGAGUCAAAUUCAUAUUCUAUAAAACUCCCCGUAAUGCUUGUAUUCCCUUACUGAACGGAAGGAACGGUUCCCCUACUCGCUUGCUAAUGGACUAUAGCCGGAACGAAGGCACGGAUUAUAUACCAAGUCUUUCCUAUUCUCCUAGUCGAGCAUUGUUGCCUCGCGCCAGGCGGUAUAGUUUGUGUUCAGUUGACUCCGUCUCGAUAAAAUGUUGAGAGAUUGGUUUAUGGAUUCGCUUUCUUAGUCAAUUAGUAAAGCCCUUGAAAAUAUCCAAUGAAUUAUGGAAUUCUCUCCCAGAGCUGCGGAACUCACGACUCUAUUAGAAAGUAGAAUUACCAACUUUUACACGAAUUUGAAAGUGGAUGAGAUCGGGCGAGCAGUGCAAGGAAUAAUGGACUUACAUCACGAUAUCUCUUUCUUCCUCAUUCUGAUUUUGGUUUUCGUAUCACGGAUGUUGGUUCGCGCUCUAUGGCGCAAAAUUUGGAUUUGUGAAGCGCGAGCCCCGGGCGCCGUGGCCCGAGGGGCUCUGCGCGGACAGGCCGCCGCCCCCGCCCCCGCUCUUCCGGACCCGGAGGACGAGGAAAAAAAGAAUGCGCUCAGGCCGGUUGUAAACCGGGCUCUGCGCAAACUCCUCUGGCGCUACUGUGCCGUUUAUUGCUCUAGUCGCGAUAGCGGCUUCUGCGGGCGAUUCUGUAACCGCAGGCAGCCCAGGCCCGACUUAAUGAGGGCCGCGCAUGAGAUCGCACGAGACGACUUCGAAUAUGAGUCGGACGAUGCGAGCGUAGAGGAGCUUCAAAAACAGCUCCGCUUCCUUAAAAAAAGGAAGCGGACAGAAUGACAUUUAGGCGAUGGCGGCGGUGGCCCGCCGCUACACACUUCCUCACUGAUUUAGUGAGAGAAGUGCUCAAUCAUCCUCCAAGAGACGAAGGGGGGUAGCGGUUUCGGUGCGAUUCCACAUGAAAGAGGACCGUAAGUAACUCAGUGCUCCAUACGGGGGAAAUGAAAGCAGAAUUAGUUCGGAUCCCUCCCACAUGUUCAAUCUUUUUUUAGCGGUUUCCCCAGAGAUAUUUAUCAUUAACGCAACCUUCAUUUUGCUCAUUCAUGGAGUUGUAUUUAGUACCUCUAAGAAAGAUGAUUAUCCACCGUUAGUCAGUAAUGUGGGUUGGCUUGGAUUACUUAGUGUUCUAAUAACCUUGCUUCUGCUCGCCGCUGGCGCACCUCUCCUAACUAUUGCCCAUUUAUUCCGGAAUAAUCUUUUUAGGAGGGACAAUUCUACAUAUUUCUGCCAAAUCCUUCUAUUAUUAAGUACGGCUGGUACCAUUUCGAUGUGUUUCGAUUCUUCCGAACAAGAGAGGUUUGAUGCUUCUGAAUCCAUUGUAUUAAUUCCACUUCCUACUCGCAGUAUGCUCUUUAUGAUCUCGGCUCAUGAUUCAAUUGCCAUGUAUUUAGCUAUUGAGCCUCAAAGUUUAUGUUUUUAUGUGAUCGCAGCAUCAAAAAGAAAGUCUGAAUUUUCCACGGAAGCCGGCUCGAAAUAUUUGAUCUUAGGUGCAUUUCCCUCUGGAAUAUUAUUGUUCGGGUACGACCGGACAACUACCGAUAUCUAAAAAUAUCUUUUAUUAGAAUGUUGUUGUUAAAUUGUUAGAUAUAUAGAAAUAUCGUAAACUAUCGGAUCGGGUAUUACUUAGAUGUGAAACUUGCAGACCUCAUUGGUUGUGAUAUUGAUCUUACGGGGGGAACGAAAUAAAAGAAUAUAUAGACUUGUAGAGACCCUCUAUGUAGUUGUCUAUCUAGGACGAUCGAUCUACAUCUUUCCCCAUAGCCCUGGGGCUGUGUCUCGAUCUCCUACGUGCGAAAUCUGAGGGACUAGUUCCUAUGGAGAUUCCCCUGGGUCUAAUUCCACGACGGAGAGUCGGCGUGGCGUAAAGUGAAGAUUGGGGGGAGUAGAGCGAAAUCCCCUUGUGGGGUAUUCCGAAGGUGUAACCUAGGCAACGAAAAAGGGGCACGAUACUUCAACUAGAGGAGCGACCAGUUGGUUCACCAAACCCCGACCCAGCGUCACACGUUCUCCAGGUCCGAAGGGAUCCAGUGCCCUUAUACCGACUCCUCCCGGAAUUGCGUUAUCGGAGCCGAGCCAGGAAUGGCCGUUAGUGGACACCCACCACUUUUCACCGGUUAGAGAGGCCCUCUUUAAUACAUUAAGAAAAGAUGUUCACAGGGGCCAGAAAGACUCGGUCAUAGGAACUUAGACUACCUACGCGCUGGUAAACGAAAACCACCUCGACCGGAUCUACCGAACGAAUCAGGCCGCCCCUUGCCUUGAAAGAAUUCACACGCGGCCACCAGCUUUCCCAAAAUAAGGGGAGAUCUGCUGCUUACUGCUCACGGAAA